Messenger RNA from Psilocybe cubensis, 525 nucleotides. RefSeq lists its product as uncharacterized. The transcript is spliced from 3 exons. Lineage: Eukaryota; Fungi; Basidiomycota; Agaricomycetes; Agaricales; Agrocybaceae. The record is from RefSeq and is a predicted model, not a curated record. The annotation marks the transcript as partial.
UUAUUCCCUCGAAGACAUGAUGGUAAGGUGGUCUUGCCGAAUCCUGCCCAAAUUCAGAAAGAGGAUCCGAUCGUCCAAAUAUCCCGCAGCACGUCACAUAUGAUGUUGGACGGCGAAUCUACAAGUCAUACCAUACAACAGAGGACACUGCCCCACAAGCACUCUAUUAAUGAAGGCAGUAGCAGUAGUAGACCUAAGGGUGGAGAAGGAGGACUCCAAAGGCCACACCCCACCAGUUCUACCAGAUUGAAUAGCUCGACGUCAGCAAAAUCCGUUGAUAAUUAUGCUCAGCUGAGCUCGCUACCUGAGUUCAAGGCGUUCAAAUUGAACAAAGAGGGCCAGCCGGAAACUCGCGAGACAGCUUCGAGUUCUCCAGGAUCUUCAACUUCAAAGGAUGGGACACCAGAGCCUCAAGAGUGGAUGCGUGAAGUCAAGGUGUCUCGAAGAACCAAGAAGCAAUCAUAUGUGAGGUCAGGAGGCGAAGACUUCUGUAUUCGGUUGUACACUGGUCAGGAAAAACAUUAG